Molecule: messenger RNA, 675 nt
Organism: Paramecium tetraurelia
Lineage: Eukaryota; Ciliophora; Oligohymenophorea; Peniculida; Parameciidae
Exons: 2
Cellular component (GO): mitochondrion
Molecular function (GO): acetylpyruvate hydrolase activity
Source: RefSeq, a predicted model, not a curated record
AUGAAUCUUCUAUUUAGAUAGGUUGUCAAUCCAAACAAUCCAAAAAUAGUGGCCAUCGCAAAAAAUUAUGUUAAACAUGUAAAAGAAAUGGGUGGCGAUGAACCACCAAAAGAGCCAGUCAUAUUCUAAAAACCAUUUACAUCUUUGUUAUACCUUCCUGAAGGAAAUGGCAUUCUGUAAUUGCCUAAACAUAAUCAUGAAAUUCAUCACGAAAUUGAGCUCGGAUUUAUGGUUGCUAAAAGUGGAAAGAAUAUCCAAAAGGAGAAUUGGUAAGAAUAUAUAGGAGGCUAUUUCUUGGCUUUGGAUUUGACUGAUAGAGACAUGCAGGGUCAUUUUAAGAAACAAGGAUUUCCCUGGGAUUUGGCUAAGGGUUAAGACAAUUUUUUCCCAAUUUCAGAUUUAAUUACUAAGGAGAAGGUUAAAGAUCCAAAUAACCUUCAAUUGGAAUUGAAGAUCAACCAAAAAGUAGUAUAGAGUGAUUCUACUUCUUCUAUGUAUUACAAAAUUCCAGAUCUAUUGGCCUACAUUUCAUAAUUUAUGACUUUGAGACCAGGAGAUUUGGUUUUGACUGGUACACCUCAUGGAGUAGGUCCAAUUAGAGUCAAAGACAAUUUAAAUGGCACAUUAAAAUAAGGAGAUGAAACUUUGGCAUAACUUAAUUUGAUAGUGGAUUGA